UCGCUGGAAGGCAGAGUCGGGGAUACCGCGCCUGUCUGCCGGUUGCUUGCUUUGGUAUACACGCAUACCGCUCACCGCGAACGCUAUCAAAUAAUUUUGUGUUUCUCGAUCUAAAUAAAGAAACAAUAACAAAAAUGUGUGAGUGUACAAAACCAAAAAACAGUUAAAUAGAUUUGGCUCGCAAAUUCUAAAACUACUUGUAAAUAUUUUUGUGUGCUUUUAUAGUUGGAUAUCAUGAUAACAACCAUGACGUCAUUCAUAUUAUUGAAGACGAACUCUUUCCUAUUGAGGAUGAACAGAGAGGAUAACGUCGACUGGUUCCAUGGGAAAAUAUCACGAGAAUCUGCCGAGAAGCUGUUGAAAGAAGAGGGCGAAGAUGGUGUUUUCUUGGUACGUGAAAGCAACACUUCACCAGGAGACUAUGUUUUGUCAGUUUUGCACCAAGGUGAAGUAGUGCAUUACCAAAUUCGGAGGCACGGAGAGGAUGCCUUCUUUUCCAUUGAAGAACACACAACAGUGCAUGGGUUGGACACCCUCAUACAGCACUAUCGAGGCGACUCCAAUGGUCUCGUCACGCGGCUGUCUGUUGUGUGUAAGGGGCAGCCUCCACCUCACGAGUCACGCACCCAGGGGACCACCAAUCUUUUACACAGAGCGACGGAGGCUGGUGACUACAACAUUGUAUCCCAAAUGCUGGCAGUCGGGUACCACAGCCGCGACGCCAAGAACCAAGAUGGACAGACGGCGGUGCAUAUAGCCGCUAAAGCCGGGCGCGACAAAAUACUCGGGAAACUCAUAGAGAGCGGAGCCACCGUCAACGUGCGGGACUCGUUCGGAUACACGCCUUUACAUUACACUUGCCAGAAUAACCUGCCAAGCACCGCCGAGUUGCUGAUAACGAAGGGCAACGCCAACUACCAGAUGCGGCACGCGCCCACGGGGAAAGUACCUCUACAUGACGCCGCGCAGAGAGGACACAUUGACUGCAUUAAGGUCCUUCUAAAAUUGAAAGCCCCCGCGAACCCGAGGACGUUGCAGCAAGAAACCCCCGCUGAUUUGGCGAAGCACCACGGUCAUACGGAAUGCUAUCAGCUAUUAAAAAACUACAAACCUGAACCACCGCAAACCUCCAAAAGUCAAUGGUACCACGGCACGUUGAGUCGGGACGAAGCCGUACAAACUUUAGAACAGUACUGCAAGCAGAACAACUUGGUAGACAAGGCUACGGACGGGGUGUUCCUAGUGCGGUACAGCGAGCGACACAGCAGCGCCACCUGCGUGCUGACUAUGCUGAGCGAAAACACGCCUUACCACUUCAUCAUAAGGAAGGAGGCGGCGGGCUGGGUGUUCAUCGACGACGGGCCGUACCUGGAGGGCGUGGAGCGGCUGGUGGAGCACUACGGCGCCGUGCCCGACGGGCUGCCCGCGCGCCUGCGCCACCCCGUGCCGCCCAAGCCCAAGCCGCCCUUGCCCGAGUUCUCAACGAUGCCACGUACCAAGAAACCAUCACCGAGUCGAGCAGCCAUGAACCAGACGUUAUCCCUAGUCAAAAACGACAUCUUAAACAAGCAGAUGUCCGAGCCCAGCUCGCCGCCCAACGCCUUCGAGCUGCUCACCAGGAACCUGUCCUUCUCAUCGGACUUCAACAACGACAGCCUCAACAACAACGACACGCUGGAUGACAACGACACGUAUAAAGUGCCCGUUAACAACAGCGCCGUUGUUGUUGGGGAGAACUAUAAUGAGAUAUCGAUUAAUUCCGAUGGCCAGCUUUCCACACUGCAAGAUUUCAUCCCCAUGAGCGAGUUAACGCUAGGAGCGACACUCGGCGAGGGCGAGUUCGGGUCCGUCCUGCGCGCCACGCUCGCCGCCGCGCCGGGCCGCGCCGCCAUGCCCGUAGCUGUCAAGACGUUACAUGUGCAACAUACCGACUCCAACCAACAUGACUUCCUGGCGGAGGCCAAGACGAUGAUGACGCUCCGGCAUCGGUGUAUUGUUCGACUCAUUGGUGUGUCGUUGGGUCCCCCGCUAGCCAUGAUCCAGGAGCUGGUGCCGCUGGGGUCGCUGCUGGAGUACCUGGUGCGGUCGCCGGAGCAGGCGUCGGCCGGCUACGAGCUGCGGCUGUGGGCGUGCCAGGUGGCGGCCGGCAUGCGCUACCUGGAGCGACGCCGCUUCGUGCACCGGGACCUCGCCGCCCGGAAUAUACUGCUGGCCAGCAGACACCAAGCAAAAAUUAGCGACUUCGGUCUAUCACGAGCGCUCUCUAUGGACAGUUCGUACUACAAGGCGAGCCAGGGCGGCAAGUGGCCCAUCAAGUGGUACGCGCCAGAGUCCUACAACUACGGCACCUUCAGCAGCGCCAGCGACGUGUGGAGCUACGGCGUCACGCUGUGGGAGAUGUUCUCGUAUGGCAAGCAGCCGUACGGGGACAUGAGAGGCACCGAGGUUAGUAUUUCAACCCAGAUGUCUAAAAUUUGGCCCAUCAAGUGGUACGCGCCCGAGUCCUACAACUACGGCACCUUCAGCAGCGCCAGCGACGUGUGGAGCUACGGCGUCACGUUGUGGGAGAUGUUCUCGUAUGGCAAGCAGCCGUACGGGGACAUGAGGGGCACCGAGGCAAUACAAAUAGUAGAAAGCGGCGGCCGUCUAGAACGACCCGAAGAAUGUCCGGACGAGAUCUACCAAGUCAUGCUAGACUGCUGGGAGUACAACCCGGACCGACGACCGACGUUCGGCCUGCUCGUCGACGUGUUCUCCCAACACCCCGACUACGUCAACAUCAGCCAGCUAGCCUUAGACAAUGACGAGGUAAACGUCUAACAUCUACUACAAUAUUUGCCUAACACAGCGCUGAGUCUCUUUUGUUCUUUAUGUCGAUAAAAAGAGAUACAAUGCGAAUGUUUGGCAAAUAUUUGUGGAUAUUGUUAUGCCUUUGGCUCAGUAGGGAACUAAUGUAAAGCUAUAGAUGUCAGUGUUAGAAAAUAUGACGAAGAUGAGGACGUAACAGUGAGGUUAAGUGAGAUUUUAACUGAAAUGCACACUGGGAAUAAUGUCUUAACUAUCAGGAAUAACCGCGAUUUCAUUUACAAUUUUUUCACUCGCACUGUACUCAAUAAAGAUCGGUUUUCCUAGGAUAGCGGUGCCGUCAUAUAGCGGCCGUCUCCAUA
Molecule: messenger RNA, 3167 nt
Organism: Cydia fagiglandana
Lineage: Eukaryota; Metazoa; Arthropoda; Insecta; Lepidoptera; Tortricidae
Gene: Shark
Product: tyrosine-protein kinase Shark
Exons: 15
Coding region: 235-2820 (861 amino acids)
Biological process (GO): protein phosphorylation
Molecular function (GO): ATP binding; protein tyrosine kinase activity; protein binding
Source: RefSeq, a predicted model, not a curated record